Molecule: messenger RNA, 746 nt
Organism: Anopheles merus
Lineage: Eukaryota; Metazoa; Arthropoda; Insecta; Diptera; Culicidae
Gene: RpL9
Product: 60S ribosomal protein L9
Exons: 3
Coding region: 86-658 (190 amino acids)
Biological process (GO): cytoplasmic translation
Cellular component (GO): cytosolic large ribosomal subunit; ribosome
Molecular function (GO): rRNA binding; structural constituent of ribosome
Source: RefSeq, a predicted model, not a curated record
UUUGAUUCUCGAACGUGUAAGUAGUGUUAUUGCCGAGUCGGUUGUUUCUUUUUAGGAAUUUUCGUGUUAAAUAGAUUAGCUUACAAUGAGAACCAUCAACUCUAACCAGUCGGUGCUCGUACCGAAGGAUGUGUCGGUGAAGGUGAAGGCCCGCAUGGUGACGGUGAAGGGACCGCGCGGAACGCUCGUCAAGAACUUCCGCCAUCUGCCCAUCGACGUCUACCGAGUGCACCGCAAGAAGGUGACGGUGGAGAAGUGGUUCGGCUCCAAGAAGGAGCUGGCCGCCGUCCGCACCGUGUGCUCGCACAUCGAGAACAUGAUCAAGGGUGUCACCAAGGGAUUCCAGUACAAGAUGCGUGCUGUACAUGCUCACUUCCCGAUCAACUGCGUGAUCAGUGAGAACAACACGCUGGUGGAGAUCCGUAACUUCCUCGGCGAGAAGCACAUCCGUCGCGUGAAGAUGCAGCCGGGCGUGACCGUGGUGAACUCCGCCAAGCAGAAGGACGAGCUGGUGCUCGAGGGUAACGACAUCGAAGCGGUCUCCCUGUCCGCCGCCCUCAUCCAGCAGUCGACGACCGUCCACAACAAGGAUAUCCGUAAGUUCUUGGACGGUCUGUACGUUUCCGAGAAGACGACAGUGGUACAGGACGAGGAAUAAGUUGUAACAUUGUUGUAAGCGAAAGUAAACGGAAUGAAGCAGCAGCAGAAAACAAAGUGGGGGUGGCCCGUGAGAGAUGGAAACUAAA